AGUACUGAUUGAAUUCCUUUGGGUAUCUCAGUUUAUAAGAGUAUAAAGCAGUCCUUUACAAAAAGUUUGAGAAUAGUUAGAAUAGUACAUGGUGCCUGUGAAGCCAAGAUCGUAAGUUCUAUUUCUCUGAGUGAGUUAGCUUCACAUAACGGAAGGUUAAACACAGAACGUAGCAAGCCAACCCACAGAAUAGGAGAAAAUUUUUGCAAAUCAUGUCUGAUAAGGGACUUAUAACUCUAACAUGUAACAUUCAUUAAUGAAAAAACCCAGCCAGGUGCAGUUGUGCACGCCUGUAGUCCCAGCUACUUGGGAGGCUGAGGCAGGAGUUCAAGUCCAGCCUGAGCAACAUAGCAAAACUCUACCUCUAAAAAGUAAUAAUAAUACAUCCAGUUUUUACUUCAUUUAUUAUUUUUUUGAGACAUAGUCUUGCUCUGUUGCCCAGACUGCAGUACGGUGGCACAAUCUUGGCUCAGUGCAACCUCUGCCUCCCAGGCUCAAGGGAUCCUCUCACCUUAGCCUCCUGAGUAGGUGGGAUUACAGGUGCCUGCCACCACACCCAGCUAGUUUUUUGUGUCUUUAGUAGAGAUUGGGUUUUAACCGUGUUGGCCAGGCUGGUCUCAAACUGUUGAUAAGUCCAGUUUUUAAAUGGGUAAAAUAUUUCAACAGAUGUAUCUCCAAAGAUGUACAAAUGGCCAAUAAGAAAAUGAAAAGCUGCUCUACUUCUUCUAUAGCCAUCAGAGAAAUGUAACUCAAAACAACAAUGAGAUAUCACUUCACACCCACUAGGAUGACUGUAAUCAAAAAGACAGGCAGCUGAGUAUGUCCCAGAGAAGGUGAAGAAAGCGGAAAAGAAAUUAGAAGAGAAUCCAUAUGACCUUGAUGCUUGGAGCAUUCUCAUUCGAGAGGCACAGAAUCAACCUAUAGACAAAGCACGGAAGACUUACGAACGCCUUGUUGCCCAGUUCCCCAGUUCUGGCAGAUUCUGGAAACUGUACAUUGAAGCAGAGAUUAAAGCUAAAAAUUAUGACAAGGUUGAAAAGCUAUUUCAGAGAUGCCUUAUGAAGGUUUUGCACAUUGAUUUAUGGAAGUGUUAUCUUUCAUAUGUCCGAGAAACCAAGGGUAAACUACCAAGUUACAAAGAAAAAAUGGCUCAAGCAUAUGACUUUGCACUGGAUAAAAUUGGAAUGGAAAUUAUGUCCUAUCAGAUUUGGGUGGAUUACAUCAAUUUCCUAAAAGGCGUGGAAGCUGUAGGAUCUUAUGCAGAAAAUCAAAGAAUAACAGCUGUCCGAAGAGUUUAUCAAAGGGGUUGUGUUAAUCCCAUGAUCAACAUUGAACAACUCUGGAGAGACUAUAACAAGUAUGAAGAGGGUAUCAAUAUUCAUUUAGCUAAAAAAAUGAUUGAAGAUCGGAGUAGAGAUUAUAUGAAUGCUAGACGUGUAGCAAAGGAAUAUGAGACAGUAAUGAAAGGCUUGGACCGCAAUGCUCCCUCAGUGCCUCCUCAGAAUACUCCUCAAGAAGCUCAACAAGUAGAUAUGUGGAAGAAAUAUAUACAGUGGGAAAAGAGCAACCCUCUUCGUACAGAGGAUCAGACCCUUAUAACAAAAAGAGUUAUGUUUGCUUAUGAACAGUGCCUGCUUGUGCUGGGCCAUCACCCUGAUAUUUGGUAUGAAGCUGCCCAGUAUCUUGAGCAGUCAAGUAAACUGCUUGCAGAAAAGGGAGAUAUGAAUAAUGCCAAAUUAUUUAGUGAUGAAGCUGCUAAUAUAUAUGAAAGAGCCAUAAGCACUUUAUUGAAGAAGAAUAUGCUUCUUUAUUUUGCAUAUGCAGAUUAUGAAGAGAGUCGCAUGAAGUAUGAAAAGGUUCAUAGUAUAUAUAACCGACUUCUGGCAAUUGAGGAUAUUGACCCCACCUUGGUAUAUAUCCAAUAUAUGAAAUUUGCACGGAGAGCAGAAGGCAUCAAAUCUGGAAGAAUGAUAUUUAAAAAAGCAAGAGAAGAUACCAGAACCCGCCACCAUGUCUAUGUUACUGCAGCACUCAUGGAGUAUUACUGUAGUAAGGACAAAUCUGUUGCCUUUAAGAUUUUUGAGCUGGGGCUAAAAAAGUAUGGAGAUAUUCCAGAGUAUGUCCUGGCCUAUAUUGACUAUCUUUCUCACCUCAAUGAGGACAAUAAUACCCGAGUUUUGUUUGAACGAGUUUUAACAUCUGGAAGCCUUCCUCCUGAGAAGUCUGGAGAAAUAUGGGCCCGAUUUCUAGCUUUUGAAAGUAAUAUUGGUGAUCUAGCUAGUAUACUCAAGGUGGAGAAAAGACGGUUUACAGCAUUCAAAGAAGAGUAUGAAGGCAAAGAAACCGCUUUACUAGUAGACAGAUACAAGUUCAUGGAUUUAUAUCCUUGCUCUGCAAGUGAACUAAAAGCACUUGGUUAUAAGGAUGUCUCCCGUGCUAAGCUAGCAGCUAUAAUUCCAGACCCAGUUGUAGCUCCUUCUAUAGUGCCUGUUCUGAAAGAUGAAGUGGAUAGAAAACCAGAAUACCCUAAACCAGACACUCAGCAGAUGAUUCCAUUUCAGCCACGACAUUUAGCACCUCCAGGCUUACAUCCUGUACCUGGUGGAGUGUUCCCAGUCCCCCCUGCAGCUGUUGUUUUAAUGAAACUUCUCCCUCCUCCUAUCUGUUUCCAGGGUCCCUUUGUACAAGUGGACGAACUGAUGGAAAUUUUCCGAAGAUGCAAGAUACCAAAUACUGUUGAGGAAGCUGUGAGGAUUAUUACCGGUGGGGCCCCAGAGCUAGCUGUAGAAGGCAACGGCCCAGUGGAAAGUAAUGCAGUACUCACCAAGGCUGUCAAAAGGCCCAAUGAGGAUUCAGAUGAAGAUGAAGAAAAGGGAGCCGUUGUCCCGCCUGUUCAUGACAUUUACAGAGCACGGCAGCAGAAGCGGAUUCGGUAGGGCUUAAAACGCCUCUGCAAGAAAACUCCUGUCCAGGAUUCCCUUUUUGCCUCAAGUCGUAUGUUUAAAAGAGACAACGCUUUGUUACAAGGUUCUUGGAAACAAAGUUGUAUUGUCAUUGGUGCCUCUAUCAUAUGGUUCUUGGGAAAAAACAAACCAACCUGUGUGAAUUUUAGAAUAUGGAACAGACCUAUGCUCUAAGCAAAAUUUAGGUUUUCAAAAAUGUGAGAACAGUACAAAAUGGCAGAACCACAUUUUGUUCCCUCUUCAAGGGUGUCUUGUAUGUGCCGCUUGAAGAUUUGUGAGUUUUUCAACAGUUUUAUUUUAAAAACUGGAUGGCUUAUGAUUGUAAAGCAUUUUGUCACAUUUCCUGAAAAACAAUUGUUCUUGGUUUGCUUAUGUAGAGUCCUGCCUUAUUGUUUGUUUUUAUUUAUGGCAGAAUGUAUGAAAUCUGUUUUGUAGUUUGAAAUUUUAAAAGUCCUUUAAAAAAUAAAAGGAUUCAGAAACA
Callithrix jacchus (white-tufted-ear marmoset) is the source of this 3444-nucleotide messenger RNA. The record is from RefSeq and is a predicted model, not a curated record. NCBI's taxonomy places the organism in Eukaryota, Metazoa, Chordata, Mammalia, Primates, Cebidae.